Paramecium octaurelia is the source of this 1296-nucleotide messenger RNA. NCBI's taxonomy places the organism in Eukaryota, Ciliophora, Oligohymenophorea, Peniculida, Parameciidae. The record is from the annotation of a GenBank genome assembly.
AUGAUAAUUGGAGCAAUUAAAGUAAAGGAUGGUCUCUUCAUAGGAGAUGAAUUAGCCUCUAAAGUAAGAUAUAGUCUUAACUUAUAAAGGACCUUGAAUUCGUCAUACAGAACAAAGUAACUAGAAUUGUUAAUUGCGCAGCUAAACAACUACCUUGUGUAUUCACAAACUACGGUGUCACCUAUCUGAAAUUCAAUUGGUUAGAGAAUGAACAAGUACAUCCUAUAUAUCAUGAAUAAGUAAAUACUAUUUCCAAAUGAUACUGUUAAUGAAAUCUAUCAAUUUAUAGAAUAAGCACAUAGUAAUGGAGAAUCUGUUCUGGUUCAUUCAGUCAGAGGGCAAUCUCGUUCAUGUUGUGCACUUGCUGCCUACUUUAUGAGAAAAUAUAAGUGGAAACUAUAUAAGACCUUGGAGUUUCUCAAUUCGAGAAGACCAGAUCUUGAAAUUAGAGCCAGUUUCUAUCACCAACUAACUCAAUUGGAGUCCAAACUAAGUAAGAAGGGUGAAGGUGGUCUAUCAAGCUCAUGGCAACCACAUGAGGAAUAAGAUCUACCCCUUGAGGAAGAUGAAAAACUUCUUAGGAAUACGUUUAUGAAUGCAAAAUCCAGUCCAGCUGAUUCAUGUUGGUUAGACAGAAGGCUAUUCAAUUAAUAUCUAAACGAGAAUAGAGUCAGAACCAUCACUUGGGCAGAUGAAACCUUAGCUAAAAAGUCCUAAAAAAAGAUCAAAUAGACUAAUCCCAAGAAUGCUGUUAAAUUGAAUAGUUAAAAUAAUAUAAGUGGGAAUAUCUACCACGUGACAGUUAAUAAUUAUGUAACACUAAAAGAAGAAUUAGAAAAAUACAAUUCCAGUAUGAAUUCCAGAGAAAAUAAUAAUGCACUUAUCAAACCAAAUAGUGGAACUAUCAAAAGAUAGUAAAAUGAUAGUCUCAAAAAACAUUAAGAAUAGAAACUUAAACAAACAGGGAAAUCUCAAUCCUUAAAAUAAUAAAAAAGAGAUCCAACAGACAGACCUAGAUCUGCCUAUGUGUACCAAUAUUAAUAAUUCUAGAUAGCCUGAAGUUCAACCCCCUGUUAAUAUUCCAAAACCAGCACCCUUUCCUUAUCGUCAAUUUUCCCCGGUUGUGAAAGGUAGUUUGAUUUAUUUACUUAAAAAUUAGGAAACAAUGUUCCUAAAGUAACCCAAUUAAUUCCAACGAAUAAAAACAAAGGGUGGAGAUAUCCAUCACCUGGAUAGUUGAAGAACGAUGAGGAUUUCAUUUAAUCUUUUAUCAACAGCAAACCUGUAUGGAAAUGA